UUCUAUCAGCCAAAAAUUAAUUUUUUAUUUUUUGUUUAUAAAUAUAACAAGUGGAAAAUUCGAGUUUAUUAUAGUGAUGACGAUUAUUUUCUUUGACACAGACAAACAGUCGUCAAAUUGUAAAAAAAAAAAGAGUCCAACAAGAUAGCAGUGUUAUUGUACGAAUAAAAAAAGUCGAACAGUUUAGCUCUGGCAAGCAACAGCGACAGUAGACUUUUUAAAUUUAAUCAAACACGUUUCUAUCAAAGACAAUAAAAUUUCCAAGCAAUUUUUAAAAAAACCAUAAAUUAUCAAUAGCUAUUAUAAAUGUUAUAAAUAAAUUUAAUAACAAUUUUUAUCUAACGAAAAAAAAUAAAAUAAAAAAAAAAAAUAUUCACAAAUGACUCGUGGACGUAAAAAAAAAUACCACGUAGAAUUAAAAUUUAUAUGGAAAUAUUAUCUCAUUCGUUGAAAAGUAUAUUAAAAAAAUAUAUAUUUAUUAAAAAAUAAUAUAUUAAACAAGUAUUUGUUUACCACUUAAAAGUGAUAAAAAAUAAAAUAUAAAAAUUAAGUUGUAAAAAAAAAAUUUUCACUGUGAUAAAUAUUUAAAAAUAAACUCAGGAAGCAUAAAGAAUAAUAGUAUUUAAAUAAUACGUUGUUGUUAUUAUUAUAAAUAAUAAUAAUAAUAAUUUAGUUUAAAUAAAUAAAUUAAAUAAAUAAAUUGUGUUGGUGUAAAUAGCUUUGAAUAGCAAUGAAUGAUAAAACAUCAGAUAAAAUGGCUGAUUCAAAUAGCCUGAUAGAUCAAUUAGCAGUACCUCAAAAAAUCCAGCCAAUAGUAUGGAAAAAUGAUGAUGAAAAAACAGAAAUACAAAAAAAUUUAGAUGACUUAGAACUUGGUGUUGGACCUUCAAUAAAUGGCAGUGCAUUACGACAAGUAUUGGCAUCAUUUGUUGCACAACUUGGUACCAUAAAUACUGGUAUGGCAUUUGGUUUUUCAGCAAUAGCAUUACCACAAUUAGAAUCGUUAAACAGUACAAUAACAAUAAGUAAAGUUCAAUCAUCAUGGGUUGCAAGUAUGUCAUCAAUUGGUACACCAAUUGGUUGUGUAUUAACUGGUUAUAUGAUGGAUAGUCUUGGUAGAAAAAAAUCUCUAAUUAUAACUGAAAUACCAGCAUUAAUUGGUUGGAUAUUAAUAAGUUUUGCAACAAAUGUUGAAAUGUUAUAUAUUGGAAGAUUUUUAGUUGGUUUAGGAUCUGGUAUGGUUGGUGCACCAGCACGUGUUUAUACAUCUGAAGUAACACAACCACAUUUACGUGGUAUGUUAACAGCAUUAUCAUCAGUUGGUGUUUCAACUGGUGUAUUACUUGAAUAUAUAUUAGGUUCAAUUGCAACAUGGAAUAUUGUUGCAGCAUUAAGUUCAAUAAUACCAUUUGCUGCAUUAUUUUUAAUGUUUAUAUAUCCUGAAUCACCAUCAUAUUUAAUAUCACGUAGUCGUCCAGAUGAUGCUAAAAAAGCACUUAAACAAUUUCGUUCAAGUAAUUAUAAUCUUGAUAAAGAAAUGAAUGGACUUAUUAAAUUUUCACAAAAAAAUAAUAUUAAACAUUUAAGUGGACCACGUGAAAUAAUAAAAGCAAUAUUACAACCAAAUGCAUUAAAACCAUUUUGUGUAUUAUUUUUUUAUUUUUUAAUUUAUCAAUGGUCUGGUACAAAUGCAUUGACAUUUUAUGCUGUACAAAUAUUUAAUAAAUCAGGUGUUACAAUAAAUAGUUAUUUGAUAACUGUUGUACUUGGUGUUGUUAGACUAUUAUCAACAAUAAUGGCAUGUGUACUUUGUCGUAAAUGUGGAAGAAGACCAUUGACAAUGAUAUCAUCAAUUGGAUGUGGUAUAUCAAUGAUUGGAUUCAGUGGAUAUUUGUGGUAUUAUCAAUACUGGAAAUUAAAUAAUAUUGAACCAUCAUUUACUUGGAUGCCAGUGUUAUUUAUAUUUUCUUAUACUAUUGCUUGUACAAUUGGAUUUUUAGUUAUACCUUGGGUCAUGAUUGGUGAAGUUUAUCCAGUUCAAGUUAGGGGAAUCAUGGGAGGAUUAACAACUUUUUCAGCACAUUCAUUUGUCUUUAGUGUUGUUAAAAGUUUUCCAUUUUUAAUUGAUACAAUUACUAUGCAUGGCACAUUUUUAAUGUUUGGAUGUAUAUCGCUAUUUGGAACAAUAUAUUUUUAUACAUUUUUACCGGAGACUAAAAAUAAAACACUCCAAGAAAUUGAAGAUUAUUUUUCCGGUAGAAAUUCAAGUUUAAAAACAGGAAGUUUAAAAUUUCGUAAAACAAUUAUUCAUGAUGAUGAUGAUAAACAAAAUCAAGAAGAAGAAAUAACAAAAACAUAAAAUUUAUAUCAAUAAUUUUUAAAUCAUCAUAAUGAGCUAUUUUAUUUUUUUUUUUUUUGUUGUUGAAUGUUUAUAAAAAAUAACUAAUUAUUAAGUUUUUAAUUUUAAAUACAAAAUUAUUUUUAAAUAAAAAUAUUUUAGAUCUCGUAAAAGUAUUUUAAUAAAUUGAAAAAAUAAAAAAAAAAUGAUUAUUGUAAAUAAAUUAAUUUAACGCGCAAAAAUUACUUAUUUUUUUAAACAAAAGAAAGAUAAAUAAUUAUAAGAAAUAUGAUAAAUUUAAUAAAAAUUAUAAAUUAUAGAAAAAUAAAGAUGAGAAUUUUGUGAAUUUGAUAAAAAUAUAAACUUAUAUCUUUUAUUUUUAUUAACAAAAGCGACCCCGUGCUACCUUGUUAUUUUAUAAAGUACACCUUUUCUGUUUUAUAAUUCCCUAAUAAAAUCGAAAACUCCUCCGGUGGUUUUCUUGGUCCUAGACCACCAAUAUUGGCAUUGGUUAUUCAGAUGUUGGACAAAAUUAUGACGGGCCAAAUUAUUUACCUAAUAAUUAUAUAAUAAUUUUGGACCACAUCAGAGUGAUGGUAUAUGGGUAAUUGGACAAGCACCAAUGAACUUUGGUGGUGAUUGGAUGAAUAAUAAUAAAAAAAAUAAUAAUUGUAGUUCUAUAUAUAUAUUUUGGAAAUAUCUAAUAUUUAAGAAAAUAAAAAAAGAAAAUUUUCUUUCUUUUUUUUUUUUUCAUUAUUUAAUAGUGAAGAGAAUAAAAAUUAACUAACUAUUGUAUUAUUAUUAUUAAUAUUUGCGAAAAAAAAAAAUUUUUUAUAUGAAAAAAAAACAAAAGGAAUUAUUAAAUAAGAUAAUAAAAAUAACACAGCUCAAUAUUAAUAAUUAUAAAAUGUUUUUUUGUUUAUAAAAAAAUUAUUGUUAAAUGACUUAAUACUUCCAAGAUAAUGAUUAAAUAAAAAUUAUUAUAUACGUAUAUUACUCAAAAUAUAUAAUUAAAAAUAAUUGA
Molecule: messenger RNA, 3362 nt
Organism: Aphidius gifuensis
Lineage: Eukaryota; Metazoa; Arthropoda; Insecta; Hymenoptera; Braconidae
Product: facilitated trehalose transporter Tret1-like
Exons: 5
Coding region: 731-2359 (542 amino acids)
Biological process (GO): carbohydrate transport; transmembrane transport
Cellular component (GO): membrane
Molecular function (GO): sugar transmembrane transporter activity
Source: RefSeq, a predicted model, not a curated record